Messenger RNA from Sporothrix brasiliensis 5110, 1644 nucleotides. Its product is annotated as cop9 subunit. Gene Ontology annotation, cellular component: COP9 signalosome. NCBI's taxonomy places the organism in Eukaryota, Fungi, Ascomycota, Sordariomycetes, Ophiostomatales, Ophiostomataceae. Gene Ontology annotation, biological process: ubiquitin-dependent protein catabolic process. The coding region runs from base 1 to 1644 and encodes 547 amino acids. The transcript has 2 exons. The record is from RefSeq and is a predicted model, not a curated record.
AUGGAGAAGGUCGCGGCGACGCUGCUGCGCUUCCCGCCUGAGGGCCAAGAGAUCGAGUCGCUGUCCGACGACGUCUACGACCAGCAGAUCAAGAUCCAUGCCGGUCGCAUCCAAAACCUCUUCAAGGAACAUGUCAACAUUAUUGCCGCCCACGCCACAGAGCUCCUCGACAGCUUAGAUCCCGCCGUCCACACCUACUCCUACCUAGCCCUCCUCGACACCAUAAUACCGACCGAGUUCGCCCUCUACGCGUCCGUCCAGCCCGUCGUCGCCAACAAGAUUGCCGCCCUGCUGACGGCCUUUGACCCGCGGCAGGUCCGCUACAUUGGCUCGGCCUUUACACACGUCUUUACCGCCGUCGGUUCGGGCAAGAUCAUUCCGGCACCACUUGCUGUCGAACUGCUCGCACAUGCGCUCGCCUCCAUCGAUCCCUCCGGCCGCAUGCUGACAUCCAACCACUUGGUCCUCGCCAAGCUUGCCUACCACACAAACAAUGCCGCCGUCGCCCUUCCCGUCCUCAGCAGGGACAUUGUCUUCUUCCCGGGCAUGGCCGCCGCCCACCGCGACGGCGAGCGCCUCUCCAGCCGCACCCUCGCGCCACCGUCGUACAUCUCCAAGGACACAGGACUCACCCUGCCCUUGAAGAGCACCCAGGUCCUCGAGUUUGACUUUGUCCUCGGCCUCCUCCAUCUGUCGGUUCGGGCCUGGGCCCCCGCGCACGCCGCCUUUGCCCGCGUCGUGUCCCACCCCACCCGCGACAACGGCGCCUCCUUGAUCAUGGUCGACGCCCACAAGUUCUGGGUCCUGACGGGCCUGCUCCUCUUUGGUCAUGUCGCCAACUGCCCGCCCCAGACCUCCGCGUCCGCCAGCCGCAUUUGCGCCUCCAUCAACAAACUGUACGGCCACAUCGCCAACGCCUUCCAAAUUGCCAGCGCGGAGACCCUGCAGCUCGAGGUGGCCAUGGGCCACGACACCCUGGCGAGCGACAACACGCUCAGCCUGGCCACCGAGGUCGUGGCCGCGCACCCCAAGUGGCAGAUUGCGCACCUGCGCCGCAUCUACACAACCAUCAGCGUGGCCGCCAUCUGCGAGAAGCUACGGAACCCCGCGCCAGGAAAGAGUGCAAAUGCCGCCGCCGCCCGCGUCCCUAACCCUGACAUGGUGGACGACGCCGCGGCGCUCAGCGAAGCCGACGUCACGGCGCUGAUCCGGGACAUGAUCGAGUCGGGGAUGAUCAAAGCGGCGCUGAGGCAAGCAGAGCCAACAACAGCAACAGAUUCAUCAUCCAAAACAACAGCAGCAGCAUCCUCAGCAGUAGACGACGUGGACGGGACCCAAAACCAGCGCGAGGGUGGCGCAUACCUCGAGUUCCUGCCCGAGGCAGAAGACAUGACCGAGGCCGAGUUUGGCCAGCGGAUCGGGGUGAUCGAGGCCCGGAUCCAGGCGCUCAAGCCGUUGCACGCGGCCACCGAGGAGCACCUGACCUUGAACCGCGACUACAUUCGGCAGCACAUUCGCGACGCUCUGCGGGAGAAGGACCGUGCCGCCGCCGGCGACGACGACAGCAUGGGUGGCAUGCUCAACUACGAUGUGGACCCGGACGAAGACCUGAUGAUGGACGGGCCGGAGCCUGCAGAUCAUUGA